Messenger RNA from Leptopilina boulardi, 4060 nucleotides. It is a transcript of the gene spoon, whose product is annotated as KH domain-containing protein akap-1. Gene Ontology annotation, molecular function: RNA binding. Lineage: Eukaryota; Metazoa; Arthropoda; Insecta; Hymenoptera; Figitidae. The transcript is spliced from 5 exons. Bases 284 to 2020 code for a protein of 578 amino acids. The record is from RefSeq and is a predicted model, not a curated record.
AGUACCUUGCCAACUACGAAGUGCUGCGUGUACAAGCAGCUCCGUUCCAUAUUAAAAUUUUAUUUGUUUCUUGUUCUUUAUUUUAUAUAAUUUUUGUCGUGUAUUUUUUUUUUGUCCUCUAAUUUAUUUUAUAAUUAAAAUUUUUGAUAUUUUUUUUUUAUCAAAAACUUAUUAGAAUUUUUAUUAGUUUGAAUUAUUAAAAAAAAAUAAUAAUAGUCAUCAGCAUGGAUUCAAACUUGAUUGCUGUGUUUUAUUUUAAUUGUUGCAACCGUGGACUUACACGAUGCCGUCAACAUCAAUGCAUUUUGUGAAGUGGACUUUUCCAACAUUAGCCAUAAUACUUGGACUUUUUUGGUACAGACGUCGACGCGCGGACCGAGUUGAUCCCGGUGGGAAAUCCAAAUCGGAUAGCGAAAUAAAAGCAAAUAAUAAUAUAAAUAAAACGAAAAAAAUUGAAUGCGAUUCUGGCAUCAAUACAGACGAUUCAUUUUCAUUUAGUGCAUCAUCAUCAUCAUCACCUCCAACUAUUGAUAUUUGCUCACCAAGAAAAGUUAGCAGUAGUUUAGAUAUACCUGGAAGAAAGCCAUCAGUGACAUUGCCUAUUUCAAUGAAAUCAGUUAAAUCAAUUGAAGAACGUAUACCCUGGUACGACGACGACGAAGAAGAAGAAGAAGACGAAGAAGAAAUUGUCGAGGAAACACGUAAAAUUAAAUUAGGUAGUAAUCCAAGAUCAAGUUGUUUCGAAAUGAUGUCAAAUAAUAGAUCAUUCUUUGAUAAAACACAAAUUGAAAGUGAAAUUAAACUACCGAAAAUAUGUGACAAUGUUAUUGAAGAAGAUAAAAUAACUGAGGAUCGUUUAAACAAAGAGGUUUCUGUUAAAGAAGAAAUGAAAAAUACAAGUGUGCCUGAUAAUUGUAACAAGUCUGGUGAUAAUAUCGUGAACAAUGAAACAAAAGGUCAAACACUUUGCGAAAGAGAUUCCGCGAAUCAUAGUCCUCUGUCUGCUGUUUUAGAUGGAAGUCUCACUGAUGAAGCAAGAAGCGAAGGAAGUACAGACAGUGGAAAAGGCGGAAGUAUAAAAGGACCAACAAACAUUAAUAUUCGUACGAGUUAUGAUUUUGCUGUGCCACUAAAUUUGGUUGGAAAAUUGAUUGGUCAGAAAGGAAGUUUUCUUCAAAAUAUUCGACUUAAGACAGAUGUUAGAAUUUCCGUGAAGCGUUUUACAAAUAUGAAAAAUCAUAAAUUAUGUGUCAUAGAAGGUUCUCCAGAGGGAAUUAAUUUAGCGUUAAGUCUGAUAAGACAAAAAUUCCCUGAGAAGAAAUAUCCUCAAUUCACUUUAGAUCAGUUGUCAGUUCCAAAAACACAAGAGGAGACACCAUGGAUUUCUGAAUUGAUGCAUUUAUCAUUAGUCGAAGGUGUCAAUAAUGAUGUGUUGGUGUGUUAUAUAGUCAAGCCAAAUCGUCUUUUUAUACAAAUUCCUACACAUCCAACAUAUCCAAUGCUUAGGACUUUAGAUGAAAACAUAACGCAGUUAUAUGAAACAACAGAAUCACCUCCAGUUCCUGAUGAACUUUGUCGAGGUAUGAUUUUUGUAGCAAAAUUAUACAAUAGGUGGAUGAGAGUCUACGUAGAGAAUCCAGAUCCAAAAGGAGAACAACAUUUAGUUCGUCUUGUUGAUCAUGGCGGUUACUGGACACUUAGCAGUGCCGAUAUGAGAAAAAUAAGAUCUGAUUAUCUCGCUUUACCAUUUCAAGCCAUUGAAGUAUUUAUAGCAAAUGUUCGACCAGUUAAUGGUGUAUGGCAACAGGAGGCAUUCGAUUUAGUGUCUCAAAUAUGCAGCGGAAUAGUUGGUCAAGCACAAAUUGAAGGAUAUGUCGACUCUCAUACGUACGUGAGUCUAUAUCUUAAUAUUCAAAAACAUGGUGUUAUCUCUCUAGCUGACGAAUUAAUAGCUCGAGGUUACGCGGAACCAUCAACGUUAGAAGAAGUAAUAGAGGAAACAGAAGUACCAUAUAUGUGAAGAAGAAGAAAAAGAAAUAAUUUGCGUAAUUCCGGUUAUUAAUCCGACGUAUGGGUAUAGUCGAAAAUUAGAUAUAUAAGUCGAUUAUGAAUGCGUGGCUGUGUGAAGAAAUGUUGCGUGCAUAUUUUUUAAGUUAUCUUUAAGAUCUCUGAAGGUAUAUGAUUAUCAAUAGUCAACAAAUUGGUCUGUGCUCUAUAUACAUAUAUAUAUAUAUAUAUACACAAACACAUGCUGCCAGUUUAAGAGUCUGAUUUUCUAAUUUAUUUACAAUCAUUUUUUUUUUCAUUUUUAACACUUUGAUACUAUUUAAUAAAAGAAAAGUCCGAUACAAUUAAUACUAAACUAGAUUAUUGCUCACAGUUGCAUUUAAGUCUGAGUGUAAAUAAUUUACACAUUUUUUUGUUUGCAUUUUAAAAACAGCAUUAUUAUUAAAGAUGAAUUUUUUUUCACAAUUUCUAAACAAUGUAUUCUUAAUAUCAAAGAGACUUGUAUUUUCAGUACUUACAAUAUUUAUACUCUACGAUAUUGUUAAAUAUUAAUGGAAUACUUUUAUUUGUUCAUUUGCCUUUUUUACAAAUAUUUUACUGAACUUUUUUUCAACAAAUUUUUUGCAAUAGUGCCCAAUAAUAAUAAUAAGAAUAAUAAUAGUAACAUUAAUAAUAAUAUUCAAUAAUGAUUUUUCAUUAUUGAUGAAAAUAUAAUAUAAUAACUGGCAGGUUAAGAUUUUUGAGAGCUCUUCCUGUAAAUAAUAUUGUAUACCUUCAUUUAUAAUAGUAUAUUUAUAACAAUGUACCUAAAAUAAUUGUUAUAUCCCGCAAAUGCUAGCUAAUUUCACAUGUUAAUAGUAAAACAUAAGUGUAGUUUAUUUAUACGUUUUACACUUUAUCGAGUAAAAAAAAAAAAGAAGAUAAAGAAAAUGCUUUACGAGGACGCUUCACGAAUCGGGAAAUUCGCGUCGAAUAUAUACCGCAGCAUAUAUAUAUUAUAUAGUUUGGGACUUUAGCUUGUAAUACCAAGUAAAUAAUUACCUGAAAAACAUUCUUUCGGGGUAAACUUGAUUUCGUGGCCUAGAAGCUGGGGAUCGAUUUCAAUUUUGUAUGCUAUGAUAUACAUAAUAAUGUGCUACUUGCAUUAAAAAAGAAUAUCUUUUUUUCUAUCUAUUUGGAUAAAAUAAAUUUAUUAUUUUUUUUCUAAAUUUUUUCGUGAAAUUUUCAAAUUCUACGAACAAUAUUUCAUUGCGCUUUUUUUUUGAUAAAUAAAUUGAUGUAUUUAAUUUUGUUUAAAAAAAAUUGUUUUCUUUAUCAUUAAUCAUUUAUUUUUAUAAAAGAGAAAGUUUGUCAAAAUUAUUUUAGUAUGUAGAUCAUAAGUGCAUGAAAUUUUGUCUGUUUUUCUUUUUAAACCUUUAAGUAUAUACAUAUAUAUUAUAUUAAGAUUUCAUUUAAAAUAAUAUGUUUAAUUAAACGUGCUUAUGUUAUUUACAUUAUAAUUAAACGUUUUGUUAUGUGCGAGUAGCGAGCAGUAAAAAAGAAACAAAAAAAAAUAAAAUAAAAAUAAAAAACAUUUGAAAAAAAAUGGAACGACAAUUAUAGAUUUUGUACGGCAUUUGUCAGGAGAACUUUUCAUAUAAUAACAUGUUAAAACUUUAUACUUCAUAUUGUUGACAUGAGCAUAUAUAGUAAAAAUAUUUUUCUAGAAAAGAUUCUCAAUAAAUAAUCAUUCAAUGACGAAAAGUUACAUUUAGACUAUGGCUCAGUUUUUAAUGUAUAAAAAAAAUAUAUCACUAAAGACAAUGUUGUAUGUAAGAAUUUAAUUUUUUUUUUAUAUAAAAUGUACAAGAAAAACGUUUGGCGGAAAUCUUGAAUCAAUUUUAUUCAUUUUUUGUAAUUGUAAUCACAUAAUUAUAAUAACGACUAUUAUCCCCAGCUAUUAAUUAGCGUGGUUUUCAUCUGAGAAUGUAAACAAAGGAAAAUUUUGUAUGUAUAUAUAUUUCAAUGUAACUUCUUCGGCGUUUUCAUUAAAUUUACAAAAAUUUUAAUUGAA